Molecule: messenger RNA, 4136 nt
Organism: Paramisgurnus dabryanus
Lineage: Eukaryota; Metazoa; Chordata; Actinopteri; Cypriniformes; Cobitidae
Source: RefSeq, a predicted model, not a curated record
AUAAAGGAUACUGCCCCUGUGACAGCUUUGUACCUUAAUUUCUGAGAGUGCACUGUAAAUAAAAUGCAGCAUGAAGUUAAAACAACUUGGUUUAGCAAGUCAAUUUAAUCUAUUUUAUUAGAAUGUAGGAUCACAUUAAAUACCUGGGUUGCAGAUUUUGUGGUAAAAUAGUCUCGCAAAUGUGGUGCAACCAUUUAGUGAAGUCUCGCCUCACUGCAUCCCUCAACAUUAAAGAGGAAGUUCUGUUUUAUUCCCGGGAUAAUCCCUGCCCGUCUGGGUCUCUCCUGGGAACGUCUAAGAGUUGUCAAAGGAGUUAUUCACCUCUUCACGAGGUUCAUGUAGGAAUCCACAUUGAUGUCCGUCCCCGCCGGCCAUUCUUGCCAGCUGCUGGGGCAUGAAUAGUAGACGGGAUUAGAGCCAACAGCACAGACCGAAAAGAGAAGAGCCAGACGGGCCACUUGUCUACAGUGUCUCUCUGCCAGACUUUCAUCAAAGAUAUACCUGACAUAUGAAGAGAGAUCAGAGCUUGAAAAUGAAUGGAGAUGGAUCAUAUAUUAACCCUUCCUACUCUUAUCAUGUAUUUUUCACAGUAAUGCUAUUUUUGGUGUCCUAGUCAGACAAGUGAACAUGAGGAGUGAGGCGAACACACAAUUGGAUGAAGAGGCAUUUUUUUUACAUGCUCAAUCUGAACAAGAUGAAACGUCUUAAAAUUAGACCUCUAGUCUAGGGCAUGCUACUAGACCAUUGUUAUGUCUGCAAGAGCCCGUUGGAUUAGCAUAUCCUCAUGAAAAUGAAAGCGGCACCUAACUGGAUUAAAGAAACUUGAAUAAGGAGUUGCCUGCUGUGUAACCAACGGUGAUUCGAGAGAGAUUUCCCAUUGUCUGCUCUAUGCUUGUGCUUUCCUUCCAGCUAAUCCUCGGCUAUUCUCACCGACAACCUUGAGCUCACUGUUAAUCUGGCCGUGAGGAGAGAAAGUGUUUGUCUGUGUUAUGGAGAGUUUUUGGAAGUACAGUGUCUGUCUGAUGGGUGCAGUUGAACUCCAGGUAUGAAUGAGCCUCAUGUGCAGCAGUCAGCUGGGCUCGAUGGGAAUCUGGCUCCUGUGGUUUUGGUGAAACCUGAGACCUUCACAGAUCCUGCACAGGAAGUCCUUCACAGUAAUUCUUGUGUCUGCUCUGUGAUUCCUGCACACGGCGACAACAGGUCAGUCGAAACUAGUCUGCCUGUAGAUGAGCCGUUUUGUCGUAUCUGUCAUGAGGGCAGCGGUGGGGGCGAUCUGUUAUCUCCCUGCGAUUGUGCCGGGUCUCUGGCGAUGGUUCAUCGUGUUUGUCUGGAGCACUGGCUCAUGGCCUCCGGCACCAACCACUGUGAGCUGUGCCGCUAUCAGUUCGCUCUGGAGAAACGUCCUAAACCAUUCAUUGAGUGGCUCACGGCACCUUCGUUGCAGCACCAGAGGAGAACCCUGUGCGGAGAUGCGAUCUGUUUCCUGUUUAUCACGCCCUUAGCCAGUUUAUCUGGCUGGCUUUGUGCGCAGGGAGCCGUGGAUCUGUACUACAGCAACAGCAUUGAAGCUAUUGGACUUAUUGUUCUCACACUGACCUUGUUCACUAUUUACCUCUUCUGGACUCUUGUGACUUUACGUUACCAUGUUCAUCUUUUCAGGACAUGGAAUACAACAAAUCCCAGCGUCCGACUCCAGAUUCCCCACCCCAGAAAGACCCCCCAGAAAAAAACAUAUGUAACAGUGCACUCAUCGUGCAAAAACAAGAAAGAGACAGUGGUGUAGCUUCAAAAGACAAUGGCUUAAUUGUCAUUAUAUCAGACACACACUCUUUGGAGCAACACCCAAUAUAGUGAGUUGGAAUGACACAGAAUUGGAUCUAAAUCCUGAUUGGGAGCAAUAUUGGGAUUUAAUUGGACACCUUUCUUAUUUCUUUAAUGUUCUGAUCUGGAGAAAUACCUUGAUUUAGAGCGACACGUAAUUCAAGUCCAACAUCAAAUGUAUUUAAGAAUGAUGAUUAAAUGAUGAUGCAACAUUGUUUUAAAGGGGUCAUAUUAUGAUUUUUAAGAUGAACAAUAAAUCUUUGGUGUCCCCAGAAUACAUAUGUGAUGUUUUAGCUCAAAAUACCUCAUAGAUCAUUUAUUAUAACAUAUUAAAAUUGACACUUUGUAGUCCUGGGUGUGUCCUUUUAAAUGCAAAUGAGCUGAUGAAAUGCAAUGGUGGUUUGAAACUCAAUUGUGCUGUCAAUUAUUUCUCUCUUUUUCUUUAUACUAAAUGGCAGUGCCGUGGUUGGAUAAUGUAAAUUAAGGGGUGGUAUUAUUAUGAUUAGAUUGCUCACAUAGGGAGUGAAAUCUGAAUGACCUAAUUUUUCCCAUGCUUGAAGAGAACAAGUUACUGGGUUGUUCUUUUUCAUUUUUUCAUGAUUUUAUUACCAUGUUAAGUGCCUUAGGGUAUACAAAUAGAGUAGGAAGUGUGAAACAAGUAAAUAAACAUUUAUGUUCCGGCUGGUACGAAAACCUGAGAUGUUCUUUCCUCCUGAGAUCUGAAUCAUUCGGAGAGAUUUGUGAUUGUAAUGCUAAAUCGCUUUUCUCCUUUAAAACAACAUCAGAAUGCAAAUGUCUCAGUUUCAGAGGCAAAUAAACUGCAGUCAGUAAAACACUGGCAUCUCUUUAACUAAUAAAUCUUCACCCAAAAAUGUAUUCCUUAUUCAUUCCAAAUCUGUAGACUGUUUUUUUAAGAUGUAAAAUAAAUCUUUGGUGUCCCCAAAGUACCUAUGUAAAGUUUUAACUCAAAAUAAACCACAGAUAAUUUAUAAUGGCAUGUUAAAAGUAACAAUUUGUAGGUGUGAUCAAAAAUGUGCCGUUUUUGGGUGUAUCCUUUAAAAUGCAAAUGAGCUGAUGAAAUGCAAACACUGAUUGCAAUAAUUCAAUUGUUUUCAAGUAUUUUCUCUUUCUCUCUGCACCAAUUGGUAGUGCUGUGGUUGGAUAGUGCAGAUUAAAGGUGCAAUUUGUAAGAUAUUUGCAGUAAAAUGUCCAAAAACCACUAGGCCAGUGUUAUAUAUUUUGUCCAGCUGAUUACUAUCAAUAUCUGUAAUGUUUUCAACUACUUGUAAAUCAUGAGAAAAUUGCCAUUCAAAACAUUGACACGGGGCAGUGCAGUCUCCUGUCAAUGACGUUAAUAUCCAUGUGACCCUUUGUCACCGCCUUUACUGACGUAAACCACAUGACAACAGUGGUCGAGCUCGAAAAAAUAAAAUGGCGGCCAAGGAAGCAGCUGGAGCACAAAUUUAGUGAAAAUAAACGUAUAUUUUCACUUUUUAAGCAUUUUAAUUGCAUUUCUAGCGAGAAAUUAGUAUUGUAGUUUUCAAAUAUGUGAUUAGUUAUCACAAAGGCGCUCUCUGUUUAUAUUUCAAACACGCUGCCUUUGAAGUGCGUCGGAAAGCCUUUCUCUGAGCGGCCUUCAGGCCUCCGAAGCCGAAGUCAUUUCCUCAAGAGGCAGCGAGGCAACAAGUCCUCACUGCCUUGAGUUUUCGGACGCAGCGAGCCAGUCUUGUGGACAAAUGCGGAACUAUGCGAUAGCGCCUGUCGGGCUACGCGCUUGCUUAUGAACUUAUGGAUAUCUCUGUACCGUCUGCCGCUGGUUGUGUCAGCUCCUGUAAGCGUACGGGCCAACCAAAUGACCCAAGAAGAGUUUGGAACAAAACGAGGGAGGAUCAAUUUGUUGUUGCAUUAUCUGGAUGGAGAGAGCUUCACAACAACAUUUAACUAGACCGAGAUUCUGAUCCUGCUUGUGUUUUACGCGAUGGGUGAGUUGUUUUGAUUCGUAACCCUUCAAAAAACGUAUGCUAUUAUAUUGAUCACAACAUUAGUGUGUAGAUUGUAAUCAGCGCGUCUUCCCGCGGACGAUAUGCACAUCAAAAGGUAUUGUACAGCAAUAUAAAUGGUCAUUUUAAGACACUUCACAAUAAGAUUUGUACUGUCAAUACAUUAUGUCAAAAAUCAUUGUAGAUUGUAAGUUGAAAACUUAAUUCUGUGCUGUGUUUACCAUCGAAUUUGGACUAAUACUGUAAUAUCAAUAUGACUAACAAUUUCGUUUUGAACAUCACAUAUAAACUUACAUAAUGAAAUAAACUAUGUCA